CGUUGCUAGUGUCAACAAACAGCUGAUAAGUAUUGUUUUCAAGUACGGUUCUGGCGUAUUUUAGUUACCCAUUAAAAUAAAUUUAAUAAAAUGAGUGAAGCGCCCCGACUUAUCGUGCUUUACGGAAGCCAAACGUACACGGCUCAAGAAGUAGCAGAAAGAAUAUGGCGAAAAACGAAAGUCCUGGGAUUUCGAGGGCCGGUUCAAGCAAUGGACGAAUACCCGAUAACAAGCCUUAUAAAAGAGGAAUUUGCUAUAUUCGUGUGCGCUACAACUGGCCAGGGAGAUGAACCGGAUAAUAUGAAGAAGUUCUGGAAGUUUCUACUGCGUAAGAAUCUACCUCCAACCUCUUUACUAAAGUUAAAAUAUGGAGUGCUUGGUCUUGGUGACUCGUCAUAUUUGAAGUUCAAUUUCGCCGGCAAAAAGCUACAUAGACGGUUAUUGCAAUUAGGAGCAACGCCUUUAUUAGAUAUAGGACUUUGUGACUACCAGCAUGACUUAGGUCAUGAUGCAGUAUUAGCACCAUGGCUAAAGGAAUACUUAUCAAUAUUAAAAACUUAUUACCCGAAAAUAGAACCAGAUAACAUAAAAACUACUUUCAUACCUCGAUGGAAGGUAUCUUUAGAAAAAUGUGAGGAUAGUAAUAAGACUAGUAAAAAAGAUGGUUUGACUGAAGACAUAUAUUUUGCAAAAGGCAUAAAGGAUAGUUUUGUUGAUGCCACACUUUUGGAAGUGGUGCAAAAUUACAGAACUACACAUGAGUCACAUUUUCAAGAUGUUCGAAUGAUUACACUCAGAACUACAGGUAAAACAACAGUAAAUUAUAAACCUGGAGAUGUAUUUAAUAUACGUCCUAGAAAUAGUAAGGAGGAUGUAGAAGAUUUAUUUAAUAUUUUCAAAGAGCACAACAUUGAUAUACUACCUCAUUACAAUUUAGUAGUCCAAGAAUACCAUGAUGAUAUGCCCGUCCCAGCGUUCCUAAAACAACCGCACACUUUAUAUGAAAUAGCCGAACAAUACUGGGACCUACGGAGUUACCCGACACAAUAUGUCUUCUCUCUUCUCGCACAAGUGUCUGAAGAUAAGUUAGAAAGAGAGAAGUGUAUAGAGCUCAGUUCCCCUGAAGGACAAGAAGACUGGCUUAAUUAUUGUAGAAGGCCUAAAAGGACUGUGUUGGAGGUCCUACACGACUUCCAUAAGUCAGCAUCCAAAUUGACAUUAGAAGUAGUCUUCGAGUUGUUUUCCACUAUCAAACCCCGGUCCUUCUCCAUAGCAAGCAGUUGCCUUCCAUCGGGGGGGAGAGAUAUAGACCUUUUAGUUGCCGUUGUCAAUUACAAGACUAAGUUAUUGAAGCCACGACUCGGUUUAGCCUCAAACUGGUUGAAAGAUUUGAAUAUCGGUGAGAAAGUGUAUGGAUGGAUCAAACCUGGCACUCUAGUGUUUCCUAAAGAUUCUUCGACUCCCCACAUCCUAAUAGGUCCGGGCACAGGCCUAGCUCCAUUCAGAAGUCUUCUACAAGAAAGAGAAAAGCUGCAAACGGCUAAAAAGGACGCCCUACAUCUAAUAUUCGGCUGUAGAUACAAAGAGAAAGACUUCCAUUGUAGAGAGGAGUUGGAGAGAAUGGUGAAACAGGACAAGUUGACUCUGUACUGCGCGUUCUCUAGGGACCAGGAGAAUAAAGUAUACGUCCAACACAAAAUAUCCGAACAUAAAGAUCUGCUAUGGCAGUUGAUAUCCAAUCGGGCAUAUAUUUACAUAUCAGGCAACGCAAAGAAUAUGCCUGAUAACGUGAAAGAGGCCUUCGUGGAAGAUGUUCUAAGCAAGACAGGAGGCCAAACCCUUGAAGAAGCCAGAGCUAUGCUGAAGGAAAUGGAGAACAGUGGAAGGUUUCAAAUCGAGGCCUGGUGAUGAAGCUGACCUAAUAAUUUGACCUUUUUGGACCGCCACGGUUUGAAGUAGCCGACAAACUUUCUUCUGUAGUUUUUUUAUUGAGUAAUUUCUAUUAUUUUCUCACCUUU
Molecule: messenger RNA, 2018 nt
Organism: Spodoptera exigua (beet armyworm)
Lineage: Eukaryota; Metazoa; Arthropoda; Insecta; Lepidoptera; Noctuidae
Source: the annotation of a GenBank genome assembly